AUGGAUCAACCAGUCAAAUUGGCCAAAGUCAACCGAGUUUUGGGACGUACCGGAAACACUGGUAAUGUCACACAAGUCCGUGUCGAAUUCAUGGAUGCCGAAUCUGGUGGUUCCACUGGACGUUCCAUUGUCAGAAACGUCAAGGGACCUGUCCGUGAGGGAGAUAUCUUGUGCUUGCUAGAAUGGGAACGUGAAGCUCGUCGUUUGCGUUAA
Molecule: messenger RNA, 213 nt
Organism: Cylindrotheca closterium
Lineage: Eukaryota; Bacillariophyta; Bacillariophyceae; Bacillariales; Bacillariaceae
Source: the annotation of a GenBank genome assembly